This is a messenger RNA of Patella vulgata (common limpet), 1742 nucleotides long. RefSeq names its product serine palmitoyltransferase small subunit A. The transcript has 2 exons. The record is from RefSeq and is a predicted model, not a curated record. Gene Ontology annotation, biological process: ceramide biosynthetic process. The coding region runs from base 144 to 389 and encodes 81 amino acids. NCBI's taxonomy places the organism in Eukaryota, Metazoa, Mollusca, Gastropoda, Patellidae. Gene Ontology annotation, cellular component: serine palmitoyltransferase complex. Gene Ontology annotation, molecular function: serine C-palmitoyltransferase activity.
CCAUAGAUAAAGGGAAAUAACUCCCAAAAGCGUUUAGUUAUCUCCCCUUCUUGACAAAACAUGCAUUUCCGGUUGCAUUGGUGACUAACCAGAAGAAAACACCGAAAAGACUAGAGGCAUUCCUCGUUUACCAACAAACAAACAUGGUUUUGAAGACGAUCUGGAGCUACAUUUCCUUCUGGUAUUUCCAGUAUACGUUAGUAACCUCACUUUACAUGUUGGAACCAACAGAAAGAAGAAUAUUUAAUACCAUUUUAGUUGCAGUACUAGCCAUGUUUUUCUACACUUCCUGUUUGUUCCUGCCCGGACAUUUGAUGAUGAUGCUACAUUUUGUUAGAUACAUAUGUGGUUAUGACAAUUCUACACAUGCUGUACCACAAGAUUCCUGAUGGAAUAAAACAGAGUCUCUCAUUUUAUUGCGAUAGAAAUAAUGUAAAAAUUAUACAUAAUCAUCAAACCGUGUUCAUAUUUAAAAAUCAAAGAACCUGUAAAGAAACAUAGGAAAUAUUCAUGUUUAUUUUCAUCUUGUGUAAGCUAACUGUACUUUUAUAAAAAAGAAUAAUAUUAAACAGUAACUUGAUAUGAAAAAAGUUUGAUAAUUAAUGUUAUGUAAAUUAUGAUUUUUUAUGUUUAAAUUUGUUUUCUCUGUCAUUUAUUAUAUAAUCUAAAUAUUAUUAUUUUGUUAAAUAUCAAUCAGAAAAAUGAACUUUAUUUUAAUGUUUUCAUGAUGUACAGGAUCAUGGAUGAAAUCAAUUGAUUCUGCAUACCCAUGGUAGUUUCGAUGAAUAUUAAAAGCGAAAAGAUAUCAGUGACCUUACAAAACCAUGUCAAAUGACUUGAAAUAGUUGACCUUGCUUCUAUUAAAUGAUGACAGAUCUUAACUUAGAUGAUCAGAUCAUAUUUAUUUCUGUAUGUAUUUAUUUAAAUGUUGUAAUGUACAUUUCUUUUAUAGUUAAUAUUUUAUUCAGUGGGUGGUGUACUCAAAGAAAAAAGAAGGGUUAAUAUAUAUUGACAUGUGACACAAUCUUUAGUCCUCCUAAAACUGUCGUUACAGGGGAUCCUUAGACAGCCCUGUCACUUGCACAGAUGUGGUGUCCCUAAGAAUGAGUAAAUGUUCAUAUAAUAUGAUAAGCUAUUCAUAUAUCUCAUAAGUUUGACACUGUCAAAGGAACAGUUGUUUUCUUCUGUCUGUCAAGGGAUGUACUAGUAUUAAUAUAUUAUUGUUUUUUUUUCAAGAAACUGUGUAGUCAAUAUUUACAUGCCAAAGGGUUAAUAUUUGAAAAUGUAAAGGGGCAUGCUAAUGUUUUAUUGAAGAAAUGUUAAUAUAUAAGAAUCCAAAUAGAUAUUAAUUGGAUAGGUAUUUGUUUAUUCCAUAAUGUAUAUAACAAUGCAUUAUAAAUAUUAAUUUCAUUCUAUGUAAGCCUAAUCAUGAUCUAUUUCUUUGUCUUUAAGAGAUUAUCCCUUUUGCGUAUUUUAACAUGGUCAUACAAAUGUAUCUAUAAGCUUAUAAAACAAAAUUAUCUUAUAAUGCUCUUUAAUGUAAUCCAUACUAAUUCUUCUUUAUUAAAAGAAGGAAAACUAAUCUGUUAACACUUAUCUAUAUUUUUUUUAAUAUCUUUUUACACAUUUUGUAAAUAAAGUUUGAUAAUGUGAGUUUAAAUGUGAAUGGUUGUAUCUGUUAUAUAUAUUAAUGUCUAAAAGACUUCAAUCAUGCUAUAUUAUUGUUAUAUACAAGUUACUCU